AGCCCUCGUGGUUCUCAAAAUAAAGAGUUCCACCAAAAAAGUGAAUCGGCCAAAAAAAAAAAAGUUGUAUUUUUCAAUUAAACAAAACCAGAAAGUGUCUUAUUUGUGGAUUUUACCGGGGAUCAACAGGCCCAAUACCUACAAGAAAGUAGAAAUUCCCAACAGAAUUUCUUUCCCCUGGGUUACUCACUCAAAGAGUGAAGCCAGAAAAAGGCAAAAGUUCCGUCGAAAAUCUGUUGAAUUAUGGGUGUGGACUAUUACAAGGUUCUUCAGGUAGACCGCAACGCCAAAGAUGACGACCUCAAAAAAGCCUAUCGCAAACUCGCCAUGAAAUGGCAUCCCGAUAAGAACCCUAACAACAAAAAAGAAGCUGAAUCCAAAUUCAAACAAAUCUCCGAAGCCUACGACGUUUUGAGUGAUCCACAGAAGAGAGUAGUAUAUGAUCAAUACGGAGAAGAGGGGUUAAAAGGGCAAGUGCCACCGCCAGGUGCCGGUGGAUUUCCAGGUUCAUCAGAUGGUGGUGGUGGUGGUGGUCAUGGUUCGUUUCGAUUCAAUCCGCGUAGUGCUGAUGAUAUAUUCUCUGAAUUUUUCGGGUUUUCAGCUCCGUUUGGUGGGAUGGGAGAUAUGGGUGGAAGGACUGGUGCCUCAGGUUUUUCUAGGGGGAGUAUGUUUGGGGAAGAUAUUUUCACUUCUUUUAGGAAUGCUGCUGGUGAAGGUGCAUCAGGUAAUGCGUCACGAAAGGCCGCUCCGCUAGAGCGGGCACUGCCUUGUAGCUUGGAGGACCUGUAUAAGGGAACCACCAAGAAGAUGAAGAUAUCCAGAGAAGUUACUGAUGCUGCUGGGAGACCCAGUACGACUGAGGAAAUUCUGACUAUUGAUAUCAAGCCUGGAUGGAAGAAGGGGACUAAAAUAACAUUUCCAGAGAAAGGAAACGAGCAACGAGGCAUAAUUCCAUCGGACCUCGUCUUCAUAAUUGAUGAGAAGCCGCAUGGUGUCUUUAAGAGAGACGGCAAUGACCUCAUCAUCACCCAGAAAAUCUCCUUGGUAGAGGCUCUUACUGGAUACACUGCACAGAUAACAACGCUUGAUGGACGGGUUCUAACUAUACCAAUUAAUUCAGUCAUUAGUCCAAAUUAUGAAGAAGUUAUCAAAGGAGAAGGUAUGCCCAUUCCCAAGGAACCUAGCAGAAAAGGAAACUUGAGAGUAAAGUUUAACAUCAAGUUCCCCAGCAAACUUACUUCUGAGCAGAAAGCUGGCAUUAAGAGAUACUUGACAUGAUGAAUGAACAUUAGCUCCUAGAGUUUUCCAUCAAAAUUCUACAUAAGCCUCUCCUCGCCUUUGUCUUUAUCAUGCAAAGGAAUGUACACCGUUUAUUUUGUCUGUCUUCUGAAACAUUUAAGUUUGUUAUUUCAAUAUCUUUGCAUUCUAGAUCUCACCCAUUUUAGAGCAUUCAUUGGAUCUCUUUCUUUUUUCUUUUUGUGGCGAUAGAGUACUAUUGGAUCUGAUGCUAUUCGUCUUGUUUAUGUCAAUAAAAGGUAUUGGAGUUCUGGUAA
This is a messenger RNA of Capsicum annuum, 1553 nucleotides long. RefSeq names its product dnaJ homolog subfamily B member 13. Bases 244 to 1278 code for a protein of 344 amino acids. Gene Ontology annotation, cellular component: cytosol. The transcript has 3 exons. The record is from RefSeq and is a predicted model, not a curated record. NCBI's taxonomy places the organism in Eukaryota, Viridiplantae, Streptophyta, Magnoliopsida, Solanales, Solanaceae. Gene Ontology annotation, molecular function: protein-folding chaperone binding.